UAAAUCAAUUGACUUUUGCCCAAAUAAUCAUCCAUUAACCCAACCCCACCUCACCACCUCCUCAAUAUCCUCCCAACACCCGCGUCUUCUCCAACCCAACCCCAACCUCCCUCAUUUUCUCUCUCCUCACUUUCUCUCUCUACACUUUUUUUUUUGCUCAUUUCUACUUUCUCUCUCUAUCUUCGCACUUCCUCUUUCUCUCUCUUCAAUAUCUCAAUUCUUAGUUCCUUUAAAUGCUACUUACUUCUAUUUCUCUCUCUUCGAUCUGGUUGUAAAAGGGGAGUUGACAGAUGUUGAAACUUAGACUAUAAUGAGCCAGACUGAAGUAUCUACAGCAAGUUCUCCUCUUGUUCCGCUUGGGACACUGAUCGGUCGCGAACUUAGGUCUGAGAAGGUUGAGAAACCAAUAAUUAGGUAUGGACAAGCGGCCUUAGCCAAGAAAGGGGAGGAUUAUUUUCUUGUAAAGACUGACUGCCAGAGAAUUCCUGGGAAUCCUUCUACGUCUUUUUUGGUUUUUGCGAUAUUUGAUGGUCACAAUGGCAUAUCAGCUGCUAUAUUUGCUAAGGAGCACCUGUUGAACAAUGUUCUGAGUGCUGUUCCUGAAGGUGCUAGUAGGGAAGAGUGGCUUCAGGCACUUCCUCGUGCCCUGGUUGCUGGGUUUGUCAAAACUGAUAUUGAGUUCCAGCAGAAAGGUGAAAGUUCAGGGACGACAGUUACUUUUGUCGUGGUAGAUGGGUGGACUGUGACUGUUGCAUCUGUUGGGGAUUCUAGAUGCAUACUAGACACACAAGGCGGUGUUGUUUCUGACUUGACUGUGGAUCAUCGCUUGGAAGAAAAUGAAGAAGAGAGGGCACGUGUGACAGCUAGUGGGGGUGAAGUUGGAAGGCUUAAUGUCUUUGGGGGCAAUGAGGUUGGUCCACUCCGCUGUUGGCCUGGAGGAUUGUGCCUUUCUAGAUCAAUUGGUGAUACGGAUGUAGGAGAGUUUAUUGUCCCUGUACCACAUGUUAAACAAGUGAAACUCUCUGAUGCUGGAGGAAGGCUUAUUAUUGCUUCUGAUGGUAUCUGGGAUGCUUUAUCGUCUGAUGCUGCUGCAAAAGCUUGUCGAGGCCUUCCAGCUGACCUUGCCGCAAAGCUGGUUGUUAAGGAAGCUUUAAGGUCAAGAGGUCUGAAGGAUGAUACAACCUGCGUAGUUGUUGACAUUAUUCCCUCUGUGCACCUCGUCUUGCCCCCAGCACCACAAAAGAAGCAUCAUGGACUGAGUGGACUGCUAUUUGGAAAGAAAUCUCAUAAUUUAGCAAGCAAAUCAUCUAAGCUUUCUGCCGUGGGAGCUGUGGAGGAGCUGUUUGAAGAGGGGUCUGCUAUGCUUGCAGAAAGGCUUGGGAAGGAUUUUCCCAUGAACCCUGAUUCUGGCAUUUUUAGAUGUGCAAUCUGUCAAGUAGAUCAUCCCGCAAAUGAAGGUCUAUCUCUUAAUUCUGGGACAUUCUUUUCUCCUUCAUCAAAGCCCUGGGAGGGACCCUUUCUUUGUGCCAACUGCCGUAGGAAGAAAGAUGCCAUGGAAGGAAAGAGGCCAAUCAAGCCUACAAUUUCAAUCUAACAAUUUAUCUGGUAUUUUUCGGCUUCCAGUGGAACCAGUUUAGGCGGCAAAAUGAAAGGUAGCUCUCUGUGAUUGUAAUCUGCCUGAUGUAGCUCUCUGUAGUCCAUGCCGAAUUGCCAGUAAUUUACUUUGAAACGCCGAGACUGUUCACUCUGCUUCUACCUUUGAGCUCCGUUCCAUGCUUUGAUGACCCAUCCAACUCCAGUGUUGAUAUAACUAUACAAAAUUUUAAUGAUACAACUCGAGCAAUCUGAUUCAUGACCAAGUGGAGCGGAUGAAUUUUCAUGAUACAACUCGUACAUGAUGAAUAAGUUUAUAAAUGAACUGAGGUGAUGAAUUUAGGGGGUGAUGGAAAGAUCAAGUGGAGCGGAUGAAUGUGGUGUUAUUUUAAUUUUUUUUUUCCCUCCAGUAUGAAAAUAGCUCUUCUUUCCACUACCGUCUGUCUGCUCUUGAGGAAAGAAGAAAUGCUAGGUGAUAUAGAGUAGUAUAAUUAUAAUCCAUUUCUCCGUCCAUCUUACUAUAAAGUUCAAACUACUCUGUUUAGUUUACCUUAUUAAAUUCGAUCUUUAGCUUUAAUUAAACUUUGACCUUAUUUGUACACUAAUUUGUAAGGUGAAAAACUAUCAUAU
Chenopodium quinoa (quinoa) is the source of this 2223-nucleotide messenger RNA. Its product is annotated as probable protein phosphatase 2C 5. The transcript has 9 exons. The record is from RefSeq and is a predicted model, not a curated record. NCBI's taxonomy places the organism in Eukaryota, Viridiplantae, Streptophyta, Magnoliopsida, Caryophyllales, Amaranthaceae. Gene Ontology annotation, biological process: protein dephosphorylation. Gene Ontology annotation, molecular function: protein serine/threonine phosphatase activity. Bases 311 to 1594 code for a protein of 427 amino acids.